Messenger RNA from Monopterus albus (swamp eel), 1751 nucleotides. It is a transcript of the gene ccndbp1, whose product is annotated as cyclin D-type binding-protein 1. Bases 281 to 1315 code for a protein of 344 amino acids. NCBI's taxonomy places the organism in Eukaryota, Metazoa, Chordata, Actinopteri, Synbranchiformes, Synbranchidae. Gene Ontology annotation, cellular component: nucleus. The record is from RefSeq and is a predicted model, not a curated record. The transcript has 11 exons.
UUUGGCAGAUGUAUCCCGUUGACAUAUGCGCUUCCUUAUAAACACAGUUUGGCGCGGCAGUGUCAGUUCGAAACAGUUCCUGUAUCGGUCACGUGACUUUCUUAAAGCGAUACGCGCACCGACACGGGGUUUUGCUCUAUGAGCUCGACGCAUGUGGUGACGCAUCGGUGUUGCCGGACCCAUCACUAGUUGUCUCCUUAUAAUUGUUCCCCGGUCAACUUCCGGCCCUUCUUUAGUUCCACAACACGCAAGAAUUCAGCUGUCAGGAAAAGUUGGUGCCAUGAGCGCUAAUACGUCCGGUGGGAAUGUUUGUGUGUCUCUACGAAACCUACUGAACUCCAUCCAGUGCAUCAGAGACCGAGUUAGAGAUGGAGAGUCCAAUGAGACAGAUGGAGCCUUCAACCUGUCCAACUUCUGGGAGACUCUGAACCAGGCAGUGAGUGCUGUGUCCCAGGAAGCCACUAAACUCAGCCUGGCCUUCUCCAAGCCUCCGUUGCCAUCGCAACAGGAUGGAGAGAAGUUGGCAGAGUCCAUCCUGAAGAGUGUUCUGACUCUGUCCACAGUGUAUUACUGGUUGCCUAAGAGCCAAGGUGUCAGUCUGCGGCGACAGGUCAGAGACGCCACUGUCUCUGUUCUGGAGGGAGUCGCCCAGUUGGUGGAAGUCAUACUGAGCUCACCGCUGCAGAGUCUGACCCAGGAACAGUUGACAUCGACAGGAGGUGUGUGGUCAGCCUGCGACCAGCUCGCCCACCUGCCACAAGAUAAUAAAGCAGCAGUUCUGGUGGUUCUGUCUGCUCAGAGUGGAGUGGUGAAAGACGCUAUAGAGGAAAUUGAACAGGCGUUGUCCGAGGUCCAGGAUCCGUUUAGUGAUGUUCUUGACGAUGACCAGGAAGAGGAUGAACCUCGAGGCAACCGGGACAUGUACUGGUCAGAGAAGGAUCGGCGUGUGAUUGGUCCGUGCCAGGGGCUGAUGAAGGCGUCAGCGGCGUGCCUGAGGAAGCUGAUGUCUGCCGUCAGAAUCAACGGGGAUGUCGGUGUGGCUCAGAACGUGGCCCAGCUCGAUGACCUGGCUGACAUCACCAAGGAAAUCAGUCCUGGUGUCGAUGAUCUGGCUCUGUGUCUCUACCCCCCCAUGGACUACAGUGGUGUAGAGAACAAUGUGUCUAAACUGGCAGUGCUUUUAAAGAAAGUUCUGGAGAUUAUCAGGUCCAGUCAUGUGUGUGGGGAAUCUGAGCUGACCUGGGUUCAGUUCUUAGAUGGAGCUGUGGAUCACAACCUGCAGAAAGCCACAGACCUUAUCCAGCAGGACAGCUAGUGUGGUUAUGCACCAGUGUGUAUAUGGAAUGAAUGGCUACACUGGUGGGUGUGGGGUUGUGUGUGUGUGGGAUGCAUAUAAAAGAUUUCUAAACACACGUGUGCAUAUAUUAAGUAACAAAAACAAAGGACUGGUCAUUACCUGAACUCUUCUGUAGAAAGAAGCACCAUUAAAUAAUGUGUUGAAGUUCAACAGGUGUAGAUUGUUGAUUAUAAAAGUCCAAGUGAAGUAUUAUUUAAAAUGUCACCUAAUUAAAAUGACAAACCACUUUACCUUGAAACUGAACAGCAAGAAGACACAAAUUACUAAUAAGAUCUAAAUUUAAAAUGUGAUUACGGUGGAGGCGAGGAGUGUGAUGGAUACUAUUUGCUCUUGUGAGUUCUGAUUAAACUAAACCAGGAUAAAACUAACUUUGAGCUAAUGUGAGCAGAAAAAU